GGCAGUAGUGUGACACUCAGGCUGCCGUAAAAACCCAAAGAAGAAGAACGAGGCGAAAGAAACGUGAGCGCAGAGAAGUUUCUAAAUUCAUUUCAAUUCCAUAAAACACACGAAUCAUACGUUUCCUUGCUGUGUGUAAAAAUGCCACCAGGAUUGGAGAAAUGUCCGAGGAGGUUAUUAGUCGGUGAAAAAUCAAACUUCUUGAAUGAAGCAUCACGUCAUGAAGCACACGUGUCUAAACACAGCUUCAACUAUAAGAUUUCUUUACUUAUACCUGAAUGUGGAGUACUGCCUGCUGAGAUAGCAGAAGUUAUCAAUAAUUUCAGCUCAUAUUACCUUGUUCGGGAUCUACCAGUUUACAGAUUCCUGGAAGAGGACAUGCUUGAAAUAAUGAAGAAAGGCAGUUUUUAUGCGCUGUCCUACAAAACCCGACUUGAUGAAGACAAUGUUAUUGCGUUUUUGAGCAGAAAGUUGAUAUUAUCCCUUGAUAAGGACACAUACGAGCAGCUUGGCUUGGAGGGAAAACCAUCAUUAUACAAUCACAGAAAGCGUAUGAGAUAUGUUGUAACUGUGGACCUCGCAGAUAAAUCUUUGGUUCCUGGUGCAAAGCGAUACCAGCGAGUUCUGCUAAGUUUGAAAGAAAGAGUUCCACUGAGAAGUGACUUUCUUUUAACGGAUUGCCAUUCAGACCGAGAUGGACAUCUGAAGGUUCUCUUGUCUCAGUAUGCAUAUGAAAAGUGUAGGCCUACUCUUAGUACCCACAGUCUGAAAGAUCUGUUGUGCCCAUCACUUGACUCUUCAGAUCUUCAGGGAAAGAGAGUUUCAUGCACCCCAGAGCUCUUCCUGGAGUGGCUGGGGGCAGUCAACCUCAAUAUCAGCUGUGAAAACUCAGCUACAAGUUUCCUAUCCACGUAUGCAUGUCCAGAGCCAUGCAGUUCUGUGAGCCAGGCUCUGCUUUGCACGGUAACUGGACUCCUCCCUCCUGAAGACAUCUCUGCACUACUACAAGAGCUGAGAAGGUAUUUUGAUGCACCAAAGUUUGCAGUUUGGGUCUCUCUCACUGUGCACGGCUUUGUGGAUAGUCCUGUGUGCUGGGGAACGACAGAACAUGGUUUCCUCAAGGGGGGAGAAAACUUCUACAAUUUUGUUUGCUUCAGGAAUCAGGAUUACUGGUUGCACAUGGCUACUGGUGCACAUGAUGGCUGUCCACCUUGAUGAACUAUCCAUGGAUUGGAGAAAAAUUUUAUGUUUCUGACUUACGGAAAUUAUUUCCUGAAGACCUUUUUAUCUGUAUGGAAAUGAAAUUUUUUGUUUUAUAUAAUUAUGUACUGUAUUAUGUCUUAUUUGAACAAAGCAAAACCAAAUAAUAGUAAAAUCUUGCUAACAGAACACA
Molecule: messenger RNA, 1393 nt
Organism: Neoarius graeffei (lesser salmon catfish)
Lineage: Eukaryota; Metazoa; Chordata; Actinopteri; Siluriformes; Ariidae
Gene: rpp40
Product: ribonuclease P/MRP 40 subunit
Exons: 8
Coding region: 142-1215 (357 amino acids)
Biological process (GO): tRNA 3'-end processing; tRNA 5'-leader removal; endonucleolytic cleavage in ITS1 to separate SSU-rRNA from 5.8S rRNA and LSU-rRNA from tricistronic rRNA transcript (SSU-rRNA, 5.8S rRNA, LSU-rRNA)
Cellular component (GO): multimeric ribonuclease P complex; ribonuclease MRP complex
Molecular function (GO): ribonuclease P activity; ribonuclease MRP activity
Source: RefSeq, a predicted model, not a curated record